Messenger RNA from Cetraspora pellucida, 288 nucleotides. The record is from the annotation of a GenBank genome assembly. Lineage: Eukaryota; Fungi; Glomeromycota; Glomeromycetes; Diversisporales; Gigasporaceae.
AUGCCAAAAACGAACAAAAAAACUACCCGAAUUAGUGCCCCCAAGAUUUUUAAGUAUGUUGAACCCUCGGUAGAGGAGUUGAAAGCAAUCCGAUAUGAAGGGAAAAUUGAGGACGUUAGUUCAAAGGCAGUCUUAGAGGACCAGUUAUGUAAAUUUAUAUGUGCGAUAAAACGUAGAAAUGGUAAAGAUUACCAUGCAUCGUCUAUAAGAAAUUGCAUGGCUGCGAUUUGGCGUCAUCUAAAUGAACAUUCAGCUUUAGAGAAACCCGUGGACAUAUUAAAUCUGAAA